Messenger RNA from Magallana angulata, 801 nucleotides. RefSeq lists its product as uncharacterized. The record is from RefSeq and is a predicted model, not a curated record. The transcript is spliced from 3 exons. Gene Ontology annotation, molecular function: protein binding. The coding region runs from base 124 to 801 and encodes 225 amino acids. NCBI's taxonomy places the organism in Eukaryota, Metazoa, Mollusca, Bivalvia, Ostreida, Ostreidae.
GUUUUAAAUCUUUUAACAAGUUAACAGUUUGGACAGAAUUCAACAUUUUCUCUGAUUGUUUGUGAAUAUUGAACAUAAUUUAGUACAAUUUCUCCAACUGCACAAUGGUAAAGAGAAAGUCAUAUGCAAAACAUGGCGGAAACGAGGGUUACCAGUUUAGCAACAGAUCUCGGUUUUCCAAAAACCGACGUUACUCUGGUCGUGGAAGAUCAAAAGAUCCAUGUCAACAAAGCAGUCCUCUCGGAGCAUUCACCUGUAUUUAAUGCCAUGUUUAACAGUGAAUUCAAGGAAAGCACGGCAGUUGAGAUAACAUUAGAAGGAAAAAGAGCUGCAGAUGUUGCAGAAUUCUUAAAAUGUUUCUAUCCUAACAUGAAACAUACUGUUACAGCGGAGAAUGUACUACAUGUUUUGCCCUUAGCACACGAAUACCAGUCCUCUCUGGUAGCAGACUGUGAAAACUGCAUGAUUGAUAUGUGUAAACAAGAGAAGGGACUAACUGUAAGUAUGCUGCUAGACUACAUGUUGGCCGGGGACAAGUACGGUUUGACAACAUUUCUGGAGGCUGCUGUAAAAUUCUGUGCACACGUUGAUUUUGACCUUCUUAAUGGAAAAACAUUUACUAGUUCUUAUGAAAGAAUGUUUUUUCACAAAAUAGAACAAGAGGACAAAGAUAUAUCAUCGAAAUUUUCAAAGUUAGAGCUAAAAACCCAAUAUGCUAUAUCAAAGAAAAGACUGCAACGUAUGGAGAGGUGUAGAAGAAAUUCAGAUCCGGUUGAAGAUUAUACUAUCGCAUUAUCAUAA